Messenger RNA from Lacerta agilis (Sand lizard), 1123 nucleotides. It is a transcript of the gene CLDN15, whose product is annotated as claudin 15. Gene Ontology annotation, biological process: cell adhesion; bicellular tight junction assembly. The transcript has 5 exons. The record is from RefSeq and is a predicted model, not a curated record. NCBI's taxonomy places the organism in Eukaryota, Metazoa, Chordata, Lepidosauria, Squamata, Lacertidae. Gene Ontology annotation, molecular function: structural molecule activity. The coding region runs from base 347 to 1027 and encodes 226 amino acids. Gene Ontology annotation, cellular component: bicellular tight junction; plasma membrane.
CCACACCGCUAUUCUCCCCACCCCAAAAGCACCUGCCUUCUUGAUCCCUCCUCCCCAUGCCUCUUAGAGGGGGGUGGACUUUGGUCCAGAUCCUGACGUCACUUGGAGGGGGGGGCUGCCUCUGCCUUUACCUGCCAGCCCGCGCAGUUUCUGAGUCCAAAGGAAACCUCGUCGAAGGUUGUCACUUCUGCAGCAGCGCGUCUUCGCCCGUCGGGGCUUCUCCCUUUUGCCUGCCUGCUUGCCAGACCACCCACCACUCCCCUCCACUCCCGGUUCCCGCCAUCCCAUAAUCUGCCUUUGCCAUCGCCAUCCUCCUCUCGUCGUCGUCCUCCUCCUCUCCAUCACCAUGUCUAUGAUGCUGGAGACCGUCGGUUUUUUCCUGGCGACCAUCGGCUGCGGGAUGUUGGGGAUCACACUCUACAACAGCUACUGGAGGGUCUCCACCAUCUCCGGCAACGUCAUCACCACGUCCACCAUCUUCGAGAACCUGUGGCAGAGCUGCGCCACCGACUCCACGGGCGUCUACAACUGCUGGGAGUUCCAGUCGCUGCUGGAGCUGCCAGCUUACCUGCAGGCGUCCCGAGCCCUCAUGAUCAGUGCGUUGGUGCUGGGCUUCUUGGGGAUCCUGUGCGGCAUGUUGGGUCUGCAGUGCACCAAGGUGGCAGAGGGGAACCCCAAUGUCAAGGCAAAGAUGGCGGCUUUCGCGGGCUGCAUGUUCAUCUUGGCUGGUAUCUGCGGGAUGGUGACCAUCUCCUGGUACGCCUUCAAUAUUACCCGGGAUUUCUUUAACCCCCUCUUUGUCGGCACAAAGUAUGAAAUUGGACCUGCCCUCUACCUGGGCUGGAGCGCCUCACUGCUUGUGAUAAUUGGAGGAGGAUGCCUGUUCAGUUCGUGUAAGACCCAUUUGUCCCAGGACAAGAGCUACACUUAUCCAUACAAGUCAGCCCCUGCCAACACAGCCCCUCGCCCCCGCAGGGAGUCUAACGCCAGCAGCAACGGGAAGUAUGGCAAGAACGCUUACGUCUGAGCUUUGCAGUGGGGUGUGGCCACCUCUCUCCGUUUGCAUUUUUCCAAGAGAGACGUUUUCAGAUGCUUUCCUGGUUGCACAGGAACCCAAAGGCUU